Molecule: messenger RNA, 1206 nt
Organism: Drosophila bipectinata
Lineage: Eukaryota; Metazoa; Arthropoda; Insecta; Diptera; Drosophilidae
Product: G2/mitotic-specific cyclin-B3-like
Biological process (GO): regulation of cyclin-dependent protein serine/threonine kinase activity; mitotic cell cycle phase transition
Cellular component (GO): cyclin-dependent protein kinase holoenzyme complex; cytoplasm; nucleus
Molecular function (GO): cyclin-dependent protein serine/threonine kinase regulator activity
Source: RefSeq, a predicted model, not a curated record
AUGAAAGACACACGCAACGAGGCAGUUGCAGCUUCGGAAGUCAAGCGAUUUGCGGCUCGAGCCAACCCGGUUGCCGCUGUUAGGCCAGUGCGCCGUCUCUCCGAUGACUUUAACAUGACUGAUGCCAGCGAACACAUCUCCGGCCUUGAGGAUGGGACUGCCGGAGAUUCCAGACGUCUAUCGGCCAACUUGGAGGCUGCUCCUCAACGUUCCGCCGAGCUACAACAAAGGAAUGAUCAGCAACCACCCAUUCUGCCCCUCGUGGUUGCUAGCCACGUGGUGCCAAACAAUCCCGUGCCAUUGGACGUCGAGGACUUCGAUCGCAAAAACUGGGACGACCCCUUCCAGGUUUCGCCCUACGCCAAGGAUAUAUUCUCCUAUUUCCAAUCGCGAGAAGUGAAAUUUCCUAUCGGCGACUACAUGGCGCGACAAAAGAACCUUACUACUGGUAUGCGAGCCCUGUUGGUUGACUGGAUGGUCGACGUCCAGGAGAUUUUAGAGGUGCACCACGAAGCCCUGUAUCUUGGCGUUAAGAUCGUGGACUUGUAUCUCAACCGCAGGGAGAUUUCCAAGGAGAGGCUGCAGCUGCUGGGAGCCGCCGCUUUCUUUAUCGCCUGCAAGUAUGAGGAGCACAAGCCACCUGGAGUUGUUGACUUCCUCAAUGUGUGCGACGGGACUUACAACCGCGAAGAGCUGUUGGCUAUGGAGCGUAAAGUGCUCCGCGUUCUUAACUUCGACCUUGGCAUUCCGCUCUCCUACCGCUUCCUGCGCCGCUAUGCCCGGUGCGCCAAGGCACCGAUGCCGACUCUGAUGUUAGCUCGUUACAUUUUGGAGCUUUCACUAAUGAAUUACGCGACGAUCUCGUUCAGCGACUCUCAGAUGGCUUCGGCCGCCCUAUUCAUGGCCCUGCGCAUGCACGGUGGAUCAGGACAACUACACCAGCAGACCUGGAACUCCACUCUGAUCUACUACACUGGGUACCAGCUGGCGGAGUUUGCCCAGAUCGUGCCGGUGCUGAAUGCUGGUUUGCAUUGCGACGAGCAAGCGGACAUCAAGACGAUAAGGCGAAAGUAUUCUCAUAAAAUUUUCAACGAAGUGGCAAAAGUGCAGCUGCUGACCAACGAGGAGCUGUUCCGUAAUAACCUGGAUCUUCACGAAAAAAAAAGGACAGCCUCUAAAUUUAAAAACUCCGAACAUGCGUUUUAG